GUGGCCGGUUUAUAACCGACACGUUUUCAUUUCAACCCAAGCCAAUCCUUUCCCCCAGUCACCGGAAAAGAAAAGGAACAGAAAAAGUAAAAGCGCUUAUGUAUUUUUUUACAUUCCCAUAAUACCCUCCGAUCUCCCCUGUAUUCAAUCCCCAAUCCUCCUUUUGUGAUUUGGCCUUCUCUCGUUCCGUCGGGCUUCAUGGAGCUUCAGGAGAGCCUCCCCGAGAGGAAGGGGCAAAAACGGAAACUGGAGGAAGAAAUUGAAACUGACAGGGAGAAGUCUCUGCCGGCCGGCGACGCGCACCAAGCCCUACUGUGCGAGAUCAGGGCGCAGGUGAAAGUCCUCAACACUAGUUUCUCUUGGAAGGAGGCUGAUCGAGCGGCGGCGAAGCGAGCCACUCACGUCCUGGCCGAGCUUGCCAAGAAUGAGGAUAUUGUCAAUGUUAUUGUUGACGGUGGCGCCGUUCCGGCACUGGUGAAGCAUCUUCAGGCCCCAGCGCCGCUGAACGAUUGUGAUCGUAGUCCGAAGCCAUUUGAGCAUGAGGUCGAGAAAGGAAGCGCUUUUGCGCUAGGGCUUCUUGCCGUGAAGCCAGAACAUCAACAACUCAUAGUUGAUAAUGGUGCCUUGCCUCAUCUUGUGAAUCUCUUAACGAGGCACAAGGGUGGAUCUAGCUCUCGGGCGGUCAAUAGUGUAAUCCGAAGAGCGGCUGAUGCAAUCACUAACCUUGCCCAUGAGAAUAGCAGCAUUAAAACCCGUGUUAGGUUGGAAGGGGGGAUUCCACCUCUAGUUGAGUUGCUUGAGUUUACCGAUACAAAGGUUCAAAGAGCAGCUGCUGGGUCCCUUCGAACCUUGGCAUUUAAAAAUGAUGAAAAUAAGAAUCAGAUUGUGGAAUGCAAUGCUCUUCCUACCCUGAUUCUAAUGCUCCGCUCUGAGGAUGCUGCGAUACAUUAUGAAGCGGUUGGUGUAAUUGGAAAUCUGGUACACUCAUCCCCAAACAUAAAGAAGGAAGUUCUUGCUGCUGGAGCCUUACAACCUGUUAUUGGAUUGCUGAGUUCCUGCUGCUCUGAGAGUCAAAGGGAGGCUGCUUUGUUACUAGGGCAGUUUGCUGCAACUGAUUCAGAUUGCAAGGUUCACAUUGUACAAAGAGGUGCUGUCCGGCCUUUGAUUGAGAUGCUUCAAUCUCAUGAUGUGCAACUUAGGGAAAUGUCAGCUUUUGCAUUGGGGAGAUUGGCACAGGACAUGCACAAUCAAGCUGGCAUUGCUCAUAAUGGUGGUUUAGUGCCAUUAUUAAAGCUUCUUGAUUCGAAAAAUGGGUCUCUGCAACAUAAUGCUGCCUUUGCUCUUUAUGGCCUCGCAGAUAAUGAGGAUAAUGUUGCUGAUUUUAUCAAAGUGGGAGGUGUUCAGAAAUUGCAGGAUGGAGAAUUUAUUGUUCAGGCAACAAAAGAUUGUGUAGCUAAGACGCUGAAAAGAUUAGAGGAAAAGAUUCAUGGACGAGUUUUGAGCCAUUUGUUAUAUCUGAUGCGUGUGGCUGAGAAAGCUGUACAAAGACGUGUUGCUUUGGCUCUUGCUCAUCUUUGUUUGCCUGAUGAUCAGAGAACAAUAUUCAUUGAUAACAAUGGAUUGGAGUUGCUUCUUGGGCUUCUUGUUUCGACUAGCGCAAAGCAGCAACUUGAUGGUUCUGUGGCUCUUUUCAAAUUAGCUAACAAAGCUUUGACUCUUUCUCCUGUGGAUGCAGCUCCUCCAUCUCCAACUGCAAAGGUCUAUCUGGGGGAGGAAUUUGUAAACAAUGCCACUUUGUCUGAUGUCACUUUUCUUGUUGAAGGGGAGCGGUUCUAUGCUCAUCGGAUUGGCCUUCUAGCUUCUUCAGAUGCAUUUCGUGCAAUGUUUGAUGGGGGUUACCGGGAGAAGGAUGCAAGAGACAUUGAGAUUCCAAAUAUUAGAUGGGAAGUUUUCGAGUUGAUGAUGAGAUUUAUAUACACUGGGUCAGUGGAUGUUACAUUGGAUAUAGCACAGGAUCUCCUCAGAGCUGCUGAUCAGUAUCUCUUGGAGGGAUUGAAGCGACUGUGUGAGUAUACCAUUGCACAGGAUAUAUCAUUGGAAAAUGUCUCAAGCAUGUAUGACCUUUCAGAAGCCUUCAAUGCUUUAUCAUUGAGGCACACAUGCAUCCUGUUUAUCUUGGAACAGUUUGAUAAAUUGAGUGCUCGACCCGGGCAUUCUCUUCUAAUUCAACGUAUAAUACCGGAGAUCCGGAAUUACUUUGCUAGAGCACUCACCAAGCCUAACCCCCAUAACUUGAGGCUGUAGAUGACUGGUUUUGAUUCUUCUGUCUAACCAAAUACCAAUGUACAGAAAGUGGAAGAUCUCCUGGCCGCUGUUGAGCAUGUGGAAGGAUCUAAUUUGGGGUGGUCUACAAUAUUUUUGCGAUGCAAGCCAUUGUGUUGGAUAUUGCAUUUUUAACUUUUGGCCUUUCACCAUCUAGAUCUCUUUCAUGUAUUUGACAUUGAAUGACUAGAUGUGUCCUCCCAAAGAAAUCUUCUAUGAAUUAGCAUUCGGUGAAAUACGUAUUUGUUGUAUA
Molecule: messenger RNA, 2575 nt
Organism: Malania oleifera
Lineage: Eukaryota; Viridiplantae; Streptophyta; Magnoliopsida; Santalales; Ximeniaceae
Product: ARM REPEAT PROTEIN INTERACTING WITH ABF2
Exons: 19
Coding region: 199-2304 (701 amino acids)
Molecular function (GO): protein binding
Source: RefSeq, a predicted model, not a curated record